UUGUGCUGUUUUGAAUUUGCGACUCUUGACUUCCUCCCACACACUCGUCCCCUCACUGAGGGCAGGUGCCCGCCGGGACAUCAUCGAUCAUCGACGCCGCCAUUUUGAAUCCGUCGUCGGCACAAAGCCAGGAAGGCGCCAUUUUGAUCUUUUUUUUCUAAAAAUGGCGCAGUCUGACUUUUUCUUCCCCCCCCCCACCCACCCCAGGCACCUUUUGAAAGUCACCCUGGAAAAGCAAUCCGGAUGACUUGAUAUGAGCGACUUUCUAUCUUGUUCUUCAUUUUGACUUCCGACCGUCUUCACAAAGCGACUUCAACCGCAGGCAGCUUCCACACAAAUACGACUGGAGUUCCGUGGGUGAGCCCGUCUGGCGGAGGCAAAGCAAAACCUCGCAAGGGGGCGGAGAGGCCUAUGCGCAAUUAAUUCCGACAGGCUGGAGGCGGCAACAACCGGCGCGGACAAACCGGCGGAGAGAGCGACCGAGCGCAGGCAGGCGAGGAAAAUUUGGGAGGAACGACGACAAGGUGGCAUCCGUCCGGAAGAGUCACGAGCGUUCGGGGCCGGGAAGAGCGUCUUGCGUUUCUGAGCGGUGAAAAUGUCGUCCACGCUGCAGCAGCUCAUCAUCCCGACGUGCGGCGGCGGGCCCGAGCCCCCCCGUAACAAAGUGACCGUGGUCGGAGUGGGCCAGGUGGGCAUGGCCUGCGCCGUCAGCCUCCUGCUUAGGGAGCUAACGGACGAGCUGGCCCUGGUGGACGUGAUGGAGGACAAGCUGAAGGGCGAGUUGAUGGACCUGCAGCACGGAAGCCUCUUCCUCAAAACCUCCAAAAUGGUGGCCGGCACAGACUACUCGGUGACGGCCAACUCGCGCGUGGUGGUGCUGACGGCGGGCGUGCGGCAGCGGGAGGGCGAGAGCAGACUGGACCUGGUGCAGCGAAACGUCGACAUCUUCAAGCGGGUCGUCCCGCAGAUCGUCGCCUACAGCCCCGACUGCGUCAUCCUGGUGGUGUCCAAUCCGGUGGACGUGCUGACGUACGUGACGUGGAAGCUGAGCGGGCUCCCCAGGCGGCGCGUGCUGGGCAGCGGCACCAACCUGGACUCGGCGCGCUUCCGCUUCCUGAUGGCCGAGCGUCUGGGCGUGCACCCCAGCGGCGUCCACGGCUUGGUGCUGGGCGAGCACGGCGACACCUCGGUGCCCGUGUGGAGCGGCGCCAACGUGGCCGGCGUCGGCCUGCGGGCGCUCAACCCCGACGCCGGCGCCGAUUCCGACCCGGAGAACUGGAAGGAGACGCACAAGAUGGUGGUGGACAGCGCCGCCGAGGUGAUCAAACUGAAGGGUUACACCAACUGGGCCAUCGGGCUGAGCGUGGCCGAGCUGACGGAGAGCAUCGUGAAGAACCUGAACAGGAUUCAUCCGGUGUCCACCGCCGUGCAGGGCCUGUACGGCAUCGCGGAGGAGGUGUACCUGAGCCUGCCGUGCGUGCUGAACGGCGGCGGCGUCGCCAGCGUGGUCCGCGUCAGCCUUUCGCACGACGAGGUGGCGCGGCUGCGGGCCAGCGCCGGUGCAUUGUGGGAAAUCCUCAAGGAGCUGCAGGACCUCUGAGGGGCCCGCAUGGGAAAAGGACACUUUCCAAACUAAUUGAAUGGAGAAAUACGGGCGGAUUAGUGUUCCUCGUUAGAUAGGUGGGUGGCUUGAAAGGGGGCGGGGCUAAACACGUGUA
Hippocampus zosterae (dwarf seahorse) is the source of this 1718-nucleotide messenger RNA. RefSeq names its product L-lactate dehydrogenase B-B chain-like. Gene Ontology annotation, molecular function: L-lactate dehydrogenase (NAD+) activity. The transcript is spliced from 9 exons. The record is from RefSeq and is a predicted model, not a curated record. Gene Ontology annotation, cellular component: cytoplasm. Lineage: Eukaryota; Metazoa; Chordata; Actinopteri; Syngnathiformes; Syngnathidae. Gene Ontology annotation, biological process: carboxylic acid metabolic process. The coding region runs from base 596 to 1600 and encodes 334 amino acids.